This is a messenger RNA of Hyla sarda, 599 nucleotides long. Its product is annotated as basic leucine zipper transcriptional factor ATF-like. Gene Ontology annotation, cellular component: nucleus. The transcript has 3 exons. NCBI's taxonomy places the organism in Eukaryota, Metazoa, Chordata, Amphibia, Anura, Hylidae. The record is from RefSeq and is a predicted model, not a curated record. Gene Ontology annotation, biological process: regulation of transcription by RNA polymerase II. The coding region runs from base 6 to 587 and encodes 193 amino acids. Gene Ontology annotation, molecular function: RNA polymerase II cis-regulatory region sequence-specific DNA binding; DNA-binding transcription factor activity, RNA polymerase II-specific.
UGGACAUGUUGCGCUCUGUCUCCUGUGGUUUUGCAGAUGUCUCUUCCUCUUCCUGCCCCAGCUCUGGGGUUUUCCUGGGUGAUUUUCACCCUGUAUUUCAUCUUCUAAUCUUUCGAGAUGUUUCCUUUAUGUCAUUCGCUGCUCAGGUCCCCAGAUACCAAAACCACACAAGGAAGGUGACAGCAGAGGGGGAGGGGACUGCCGAGAGAGAGAGAGAGACUGCCAUGAACAUCAGAGAGACAGACAUGCAGCCAGACUCUGACAGCAAUGAGCUCGGCUACGACAGCUCCCCCUCCAGCAGCAUGCAGGAUUCUUCUGAUGAUAUGAAGAAAGUUCAGAGACGGGAGAAGAAUCGCAUCGCAGCACAAAAAAGUCGCCAGCGUCAAACACAGAAGGCGGAUACCUUACAUGUGGAGAGUGAGGACCUGGAGCGGCUGAAUGCGGCGCUGCGCAGGGAGAUUCGCUGUCUACGUGAGGAGCUGAAGUAUCUGACGUGUGUCCUGAGUGGUCACCAGACUGUGUGUCCCCUGGGGCCCCCCAAACAUCCAGAGUUCCCAUCACUGCCCUCCCCGCACAACACCGAGUAAAUAAAGAGCAUA